Messenger RNA from Lonchura striata (white-rumped munia), 966 nucleotides. RefSeq lists its product as uncharacterized. Gene Ontology annotation, cellular component: nucleus. The record is from RefSeq and is a predicted model, not a curated record. NCBI's taxonomy places the organism in Eukaryota, Metazoa, Chordata, Aves, Passeriformes, Estrildidae. Gene Ontology annotation, biological process: endocrine pancreas development; central nervous system development; spinal cord motor neuron cell fate specification. Gene Ontology annotation, molecular function: sequence-specific double-stranded DNA binding; DNA-binding transcription factor activity, RNA polymerase II-specific.
AUGCACAAGUCCAUGGAGAAGUCCCAAAACUUCCGCAUCGAAGCGCUCCUGGCUGAAGAGCCGGCGCGGAGCGCCUCCCCGCCGGGGCUGAGCCCCGGGAGCCCCGCGUCGAGCCCCGGCCCCGCCGGGCGCUCCGACACCCCCUCACCGCGGGCACCCCCGGCCGCUGCGCCCCUCGCCCCGGCCGGCUUCGUCCCCAAGCCCGGCUUGCUGCACCUCUCUGGCCCCGGGCUCGGCGCCCUGCCGGCCCUCUACCCUCCCGCCGUGUACCCUCUCCCCACCCUGGGGGGCCAGCACCCCGCGUUCGCCUACACCGGCAUCCCGCACCUGCCGCCGCCCGGCGCAGAGCACCUGAAGGCGGCCGUGGCCGGCUCCUUCCCGCUGGAGCACUGGAUCCGAGCCGGGAUGCUGGUGCCGAGGCUCUCCGACUUCAAUGCUGCCCCACAGUCUGGUUUGAUGGGGAAGUGCCGUCGGCCCCGCACAGCAUUCACCAGCCAGCAGCUCCUGGAGCUGGAGAACCAGUUCAAGCUCAACAAGUAUCUGUCCAGACCCAAGCGUUUUGAGGUGGCCACGUCGCUGAUGCUCACUGAGACACAGGUGAAGAUCUGGUUCCAGAACCGCCGCAUGAAGUGGAAACGGAGUCGCAAGGCCAAGGAGCAGGGAGCUCAGUUGGAAGCUGAGAAGCAACGAGGGCUCAGCAAAACCUGUGAGAAGCUGCUGCCCAGCGAGCCCCAGGGACAAGCUGCCGAAAGCCCCGAGUUCAUGGGGCACAGCCCUGACUCGGGCUUCCUGCACUGCAGCACCGCUGAGCUGAGCUAUGGCCCGGACUCGUCUUGCUCGGGGGGCGAGGAAGAGGAGGAGGACGAGAUGGGUGCCACAGAGAGGAAGAUCGGCUCUGUGUUGUGAAAGGCAAAUGGAGCCAGCUGGGGAGAGUGGCCAGGCUGUGUUGGGGUGUUCUCUUUGCUG